Messenger RNA from Lineus longissimus, 1032 nucleotides. RefSeq names its product tyramine receptor tyra-2-like. The record is from RefSeq and is a predicted model, not a curated record. Lineage: Eukaryota; Metazoa; Nemertea; Pilidiophora; Heteronemertea; Lineidae. Gene Ontology annotation, biological process: adenylate cyclase-activating adrenergic receptor signaling pathway. Gene Ontology annotation, cellular component: plasma membrane. Gene Ontology annotation, molecular function: G protein-coupled receptor activity. The transcript has a single exon. The coding region runs from base 1 to 1032 and encodes 343 amino acids.
AUGUCGGUCCUGCGCAAACACUCUCACCAGAUGAACAUCCGUAUGCGAUCCAUCCGUAGCACCAUGGCAACAGACAGACCGAGUCUGCGUAGAAUGAAGAACAGUUACGUAACGGCACAGAUUACUACGCCAUACUCUGCGAACAGGUUCAAUCCUUUCGUUGCGAAAGGAAAACGCAAGAGGCUUGCCUCCGUUUACAGUCAGAGUACGAGCGAAGGACACACGGGGACUGAGUGCGAUAUGUCCUCCAGUUCUGACAGUGAGAAGGAAGAUAGCACGUUUGUGACAGACGCCACGUGCGCAGGCAUGAAGAACACGCCCAGCACCGAGAGGGUCAUUCCAAUCUUUCGCACUGGGUUGAUUGCCUAUGCUGGGGGGAAAGAUGUAACGACUGCCGUGGCCUCAGAGACACCGGCCCUAGAUGGUCGGUGCCUUGUGGAUGAUGACGAUGCGAGCACAGAUGAUGAGAACGAUGAAGAUUCUGAAUCAAAUGUCGAAGGAAAAACUGACCAUCCUCAACAGGGUAAUCUGUCUCGCGAUAGUGAGGGAAGUUUCAGCGGGCGAAGGGUCCGCAGUGUGGAUGGGUCAUUUGUCACGAAUUGCCUGCUGGCCCCGAGAAACAGCUGCAUGAGUGAUGACAUGGUCAUGCGCAAGAGCAGUUCUGUCUUCACGCUACCGAGGCGCUCAGAUCCGGGACCUUUAUCACCGCCACCUGGUAGCAAACAUACGAAACUUGCCUACGGGGAGUAUCUAAAAUCUGAACGAUACACCUACUUGGAACGAAUGCGUUUGAACAAGCAGAUAAAAGCUGCCAAAACCUUGGGCGUGAUCAUGGGCUGCUUACUUGUCUGCUGGUUGCCCUACAGUAUCAUGUGGCCACUCCAGGCUUUCUGUAACAACUGCAUCCACAAGCGCAUUUACGACAUCGCCAUUUGGAUCAACUAUUUCAAUUCGAGUGUGAACCCAAUCAUCUACUGCAUGUGUAACCAGUCGUUCCGGAGGGCAUACACCCGGCUGUUUUCAAACAGGUGA